Messenger RNA from Mercurialis annua (annual mercury), 2301 nucleotides. RefSeq lists its product as uncharacterized. The coding region runs from base 1 to 2301 and encodes 766 amino acids. Lineage: Eukaryota; Viridiplantae; Streptophyta; Magnoliopsida; Malpighiales; Euphorbiaceae. The transcript has 12 exons. The record is from RefSeq and is a predicted model, not a curated record.
AUGACGCGCUUGUGUGAUUAUGGUGGUGAUUUAGGUUCAGAUUUAGGUUUGCAUGUUAAAGAAUUUGGUGGAAUCUUCACACCAAGGAAAGAUGAAGUCAGUGCGAUAUGGAAAGAUGGAAAUCGUGCUGGUUUAAGAAGUAAUUCGAAGAAAACACUUACUGAUGUUGAUAAUCAGCCUAAGAUUUGGCAAUAUGCUAUACCUGUUGAUGAAUGGUUUGUAGCAAAAGUGCAAACUACUUUAAAUCAUGAUCCCAUUUUAAAGUUAAAAACCAAAUUGAAUGAUGUUGAGUUAGAUUUGUUUAGAAAGAGUCCUUUUGGUUAUUUUCUUGAUAUGCCAGUUUUUAAGGUUCAAACACAAGUUUUGCAUUUCCUUUUAUUGAGGUUGCUUAACCAACCGAAUGCAAAUGAAUUGUGGUUUAAUAUUGGGGGAGUGAGACUGAAAUUUGGGAUUGAUGAGUUUGCCUUAGUUACAGGUUUGAAAUGUCAUGGAGAUAUUAGUAAACUUAAGUUUAGAAACACAUCUGAUGGGAUCUUUGACAAAUAUUUUAAGGACCUUAGCUGUUUUAAUAAGCAAGCCUUAGAGGAUGUUUUUGUCACUAGGAGAUGGUCUAGUCCGGGAGAUGGAGUUAAAAUAGCAAUUUUAUAUUUUCUUGAUGUGUUUCUGUUUUCGUCUCAAAACGUAAAACGUGUUUCCAUAGUUAACCUUAACAUAAUUGAGUCAAGUGAGUGCAAUGAAUUUUCAUGGGGACUAGAUUGUUUUAAUUGUGGGAUAGAUGAUUUAAAGGAUAAGUUGAAAGGGAAAAGUAAGCAAUUUGAAGAAGAAGGUAAAAUCCCGUUUUAUCGGCUGGCUGUUUUCAUUUAUGCCUUGCAAUGUUGGUUCUAUGAAUGUUGCCCUGUCGCGGUCAAUAACCUUGCAAUUUUGGAGAAUGGCUAUGCUAUCCCAAGGAUUUUGAGAUGGAAAGUUGACAAUAAUCAUGGCGUUGCGGAAUUAGAGAAACCUUUCUUCUCUUUGAAUGGAAAACAGAUGAAGUUGAGGAAAAUCACUCCUUCUGUUGAGGAGAUGAAUAAGUUGGACUUAUCUCAUUUUUUUAUCAAGGGAAAGGGUAAGAAGAAGGAGGUGAGCGAGAAUUUAUCUGAUUCAGAAGAUGAUAAAGCUGAAUAUCAAGGUGGUGAGGCAUCAUCUUCAGCUUUACCAAAGAAAAGAUCGCAUCUUGAUCAUUUUGAGAAAGAGCUGCAGACGGUGGUUUCUUCUCAAAAUAAAAUUGUGGAAGAUUUGAGUUGCUUUAAAGAUUAUGUGACUCUUCAGUUUACUAAUCUUUUUAAAGUUCUUGAUUCAAUCAAGAAGAGCUCAAAUCAUAAUGGAGCUUCAAUUAGUGAUAAUGGGUCUGAUGACAAGGAGGAGGAUAUAUCGUUUAAGGUGAUCAAUCGCAAUAUUGUGCAGCCUAUUGUGGAAAAAAGGAACAAUUUGGCGGAGGAUGAUACGGCAGUAGAGAAUAAAAAGGAGGUUGAGCAAGAAGAUCAAACUAAUUUAUCUCAAGUUGAUGAAGCAGCAAAUGAGUUUGAUAAAGUUUCUAGUGAUGAAGUUGAGCCUGAAAUCGUAAAGGCUGCAGAAUGCAACAUCGAUAAGACGUUAAAGGAUGCACAAUGCAACAUCGAUAAGACGUUAAAGGAUGCACAAUGCAACAUCGAUACAAUUUUAAAGGAUGUAGAAUGCGAUAUCGAUGAAAUGGAUGCUGCCACUUUUGACGAAAUUAUUUCUUUUGCUACAAUUGCAGUUGAGAAAAUAAAAUCACAAAAGAAAGCUAUGGCAUGUUCAUUUAAUGACAAUAGAAAUCAUCCUGAAAUUAUCGCUGCAGCUAUGUGUUUAGAUGCUUUUGAGAUUGCUGAGAACAAGGGUGGUUGUUCAAAUCCAAACCUUGAAGCUGUUAAUGUUUCAAAUACUUUAUCACCUGCCUCGAAUUUUGAGAAUAAGGGUGCUUGUUCAAAUCGAAGCCUUGAAGCUGUUGGUGUUGUUUUAAAGACUUUAUCCUCGGCUUCGAAUUUUGAGAAUAAGGGUGCUUGUUCAAAUCGAAGCCUUCAAGCUGUUGGUGUUGUUUCAAAGACUUUAUCCUCUGCCUCAUUUAUUAUUGGUUGCUUAGCAGUUUAUUAUGUUUUCCUUAGUAGUUGUUUAAUAUCUGUUUUUGUUAAAUUUUUGUCCUUUUUUAGAAUUUUGAGAACAAGGGUGCUUGGUCAAAUCGAAGCCUUGAAGCUAUUGGUGUUGUUUCAAAGACUUUAUCCUCUGCCUCGGUAUUUUUUUUGA